Drosophila gunungcola (fruit fly) is the source of this 3062-nucleotide messenger RNA. RefSeq names its product gonadotropin-releasing hormone receptor. Gene Ontology annotation, biological process: neuropeptide signaling pathway. The transcript has 6 exons. The coding region runs from base 226 to 2010 and encodes 594 amino acids. Gene Ontology annotation, molecular function: corazonin receptor activity. NCBI's taxonomy places the organism in Eukaryota, Metazoa, Arthropoda, Insecta, Diptera, Drosophilidae. The record is from RefSeq and is a predicted model, not a curated record. Gene Ontology annotation, cellular component: membrane.
CUGCCUGGAGUUAAUCGGGCCGUUUAUGAACUCGCCAAGUAAUUACAAAGUAGAGCCUUGGAACUUACUUAAGAUAUCAUGUCGGUAUUAUAUAAGUGGUAAAAGUAAAAAUAAAUAACCAAACCAAGAUGUAAGAGAAUGUAAUACACCUACAUGGAAUCACCCAACCCUAAACCACCGUCCAAACUCAGUGAAUCAACCAAUUAGGGAGAGAUAGUAGCCAAAAUGGAGGCCGAGUGGGGCUUGGAUGACCCGUCCGCCUCCUUCGGUCGCCUGCCCUCCGUUCCCAAUGCUUCGAUGGACUUGGAGGCGGAUAACGAGGUGGCCAGCAACUGGUCCACAUUGGCCAACUUUACUCGACUCGUGGCUGCCUCCGCUCCGGACAUCGCCAACUUUACACUCAAAAUGCUGGACUUGAGUGUGGGCGUGGGUGCGGGUGCGGGCGUGGCAACGGAUGCGUUCAAUUUGAGUGCCAGCACCACGCCCCUGCCCGCCUACGCGAUCGCCAAUAGCUCCUCACUGGCACACACGAACAGCCUGCACGAAUCGCCUCCAAUGGCGGAACAGGUGCCCGAGCACGUGAUGGACCACGCCCCCCAGUUGUCCCGUUCCGGACUGCUCAAGGUGUAUGUCCUGGCGGUGAUGGCACUGUUCUCCCUGCUGGGCAACCUGCUGACCAUCUGGAACAUCUACAAGACCCGCAUUUCGAGGCGCAACUCCAGGCACACGUGGAGCGCCAUCUACUCGCUGAUGUUCCAUCUGUCGAUUGCCGACGUCCUGGUCACCUGGUUCUGCAUCAUCGGGGAGGCUGCCUGGUGCUACACGGUGCAGUGGCUGGCCAACGAGCUCACUUGCAAGCUGGUCAAGCUCUUCCAGAUGUUCAGCCUCUAUCUGAGCACCUAUGUCCUGGUGCUGAUCGGAGUGGAUCGGUGGAUAGCGGUCAAGUACCCCAUGAAGUCGCUCAACAUGGCCAAAAGGUGUCAUCGACUGCUCGGCGGAACUUACAUUCUGUCACUGGUGCUCAGCCUGCCACAGUUCUUCAUUUUCCACGUGGCUCGGGGUCCUUUUGUGGAGGAGUUCUACCAGUGCGUCACCCACGGAUUCUACACAGCCGACUGGCAGGAGCAGAUGUACGCCACUUUCACGCUUGUUUUCACCUUCCUGCUGCCGCUGUGCAUCCUGUUCGGCACCUACAUGUCAACCUUCCGGACCAUUUCAAGCAGUGAAAAAAUGUUCCAGGGAUCGAAGCUGGCCAACUAUUCGACGGCUAAGCUGCCCACGCAAACGAAUCGCCAGCGGCUGAUACACAAGGCCAAAAUGAAGUCGCUCCGGAUUUCAGUGGUGAUCAUCAUAGCCUUCCUCAUCUGCUGGACACCCUACUACGUCAUGAUGAUUAUGUUCAUGUUUCUCAAUCCAGACAAAAGGCUGGGCGACGAUCUGCAGGAUGCCAUCUUCUUCUUCGGCAUGUCCAACAGCCUGGUAAAUCCGCUCAUCUACGGAGCCUUCCACUUGUGUCCCGGCAAAGGAGGCAAGUCGAGUGGCGGCGGCGGCAACAACAACGCCUACAGCCUAAACAGGGGCGACUCGCAGCGCACUCCAUCCAUGCUGACGGCGGUGACGCAGGUGGAUGGCACAGGUGGCAGUUCCCGCCAGAUGAGGGCCUUCCGUCAGCAGAGCUACUACCGCAGUUCGCCCAACGGCACUGCUGGAUCCGGAGGCGGUGCUCCGUUCAAGGAGCAAGUGGGUCUGCUGCAUGUGGGUCCUGGCACGGGUUCUUCUGGCAAUGUGGGCUCCGUGUCCAGCAAUGCCACGCCGCAGCUGCUGAGGAAGGGUUCGGCACUCCUGGCCCGACAUCCCAGUUGUCUGCGGGAGCAGGAGCACCAGCAACGACUCCUGUUGCAGGACAAGCCCUCCACUCUGAUCCUCAAUUACGAUAGCCAGCGCGGAGGCGUGGGAGUGGGCGUGGCCAGCGGGCUGUUGGACAACAACGAGCGGGUAUCGAGCGUGUGAGAGCAGCUGGCGAUGGCGGCGGAUGCGGAUGCGGAUGCAAAUGCAAAUGCAGAUUUAAGGACGGAGGACGCCUGCUCCUGCUGCCAUUGCCUGAGCAGGGAGCUGGUGCGACGGCAGCUAGAACUCCAUGAGCUUCCAGUGCAGUGAGGCGACCGCCAGAGGAUUUGAUCCCCAGUGGCCUCCCAGUGGGGAGUGGAUUGCAGGCGAGAACCGAGGAAGAAGAGUGUAAAGGCCUCGAUGAUCAGAUCACCGGGGCGCGCAACUUGUGCUUAGUAAAUGCUAAUCGAGAGUUAAGUCUUUAAACACAAUGGGUGUGCUUAGGAGUAGCGUAGGAUUAGAGCUAGUCCGUAUGGAAAGGUUGCCCAAAAAUGGGAGAAACUCAGGUUACAACACCUUUUCCGAAUUCUCAGUUCAAUUUCUCAGUUUUCAAGCUAAUGCGCCAAAACAUUGUUUUAUUAAAAGUAAUAACCCCAAAUAUUUUGCAUUUAGUAUAUAUAAAUAUUGUUUUAGCAUAAUUCAUGACAUAUUUGAAGCAAAGUCCGAAAAUCUUUUUUGUUUGCUAAUUUAUCUAAUAUUAACCAAAUCACUAUUGAGCCCACAAAUCAGGUUGUGAAAAUAGGUUUAAAAUCGAAAAAAAAAUGGUUCGCUUUUCGCAGCAAGUUUGUUUUAAUGGAAGCUAAUAAAGUACAAUAAAAUAAAAAAAUACUAUAUAAUCAAUGUGCAAUCAAUCUGCAAUGAUCAUUUAAUUGGUUAAUUAAUAUAUGACUUCAAAUGAGUUUCCCCCAUUAGCAGGGCAACAUUGUAAAGUUAAUUAAAAACGUGUAUGUCCGUUAUUCCUUUUGUUUUCUCUUUUACGUUACGUUAAAAAUCAAUUGUCUAAUUGUGUAAAAAAAUAAAAAGCCAAACACAGGGUAAAAAUAAAAAUUGUAAAUAUACAACUGAAAUAUUUUUCAAACAAAUUGUGGCUACCACAAUUUAAAAUUAUAUUUGAAAUAAUGUCAUAACUGAUGUAAAAAAAAAGAUUGGAAUAAAAAUGAGUUCUUGUUCAAAAA